Molecule: messenger RNA, 786 nt
Organism: Naumovozyma castellii
Lineage: Eukaryota; Fungi; Ascomycota; Saccharomycetes; Saccharomycetales; Saccharomycetaceae
Exons: 1
Coding region: 1-786 (261 amino acids)
Source: RefSeq, a predicted model, not a curated record
AUGAUGGCACAAUAUUCAGAGAAGAGUUCCACACCCAGCCUAGUCGGUCUCUCAGUGAGAGACAUCAACGACGAUGCCAAUGACACGGCCCCGCUCAGACCCAGUUUCCUCGACAUGAAGUCACGUUCGCAAUCAUUGGGGAGGAUUCCAUUAUCGACAAACACCCCGGAUCAACGUUAUAGAUCUGUAGAUGAAUUGACUCGUGAAGGUGCCCUAUUGACCGACGAGAUCGAGGUGGAUCUGGAUCAAGUGAGUAAGGGAGACCAAUAUGUCGUACAGCCCUCUUUAUUGGAGAAAUCGGGGAAUGCUCGUAGAAUAAAGGGGCCCAAGGGUAAGAGAGGCGGAAUGCUUCAUGCGUCACAUAGUCAUGAUAAUGUGAUAAGUAACUCGUAUGGGGAUGUGAUCAUUAAUCAAUCGCAAAGACCUCAUUUGGCACAGGGUGAAUCUUAUCAAUCUGUGAAGAGUGAUGAGGAUGAUUUGGUGGAUGAAGAAGGUGCUAGAGUUGGUAGAUCGUUCCAGAGGGCGUCUGAAUCCUCGAGGGAAUUCAUAAGAUCCUUGUCUAGGUCUUUGACUAGAGAUCAGAAGUCGAGACAGAGUACUGCUGCUACUAGUACUACUACUAAUUAUUCUAUUUCAUUAGCGCAAAGGGAAUUGGAUUCUACGACUUCUGGGCCAAAUAUUAUUGAAGAGGAGGCCCAGGAAGAGAAGGAGGGAGUGUUGCUCGAUGACGAAGGGAAUGAGGAGCACUCAGAAGAUUUGGAAAGAGCAGCUAAUGAAGUAUUGUAG